UAUUAUGAAUUUAACUUGCUGCAGGAAAUGUGGAUUUACCGAAAAAAAGUAUAAGCGCGGGACUUCUCUUUUUCGACCGUUGAAUUUCAUAAUUUCAAAAAGUCGGUAAUUUCCCUCUUAGUAAUUACAUCAAACACUUGGUAUUCAAUUCCCAUUUUCAUGGAUGAAAUCCAAAUGGGUCCUUCACACACUAAAUUCUCAUCUUCCCUCUCGGGUAACAUCUAUUCUAUCUCCAUUCAAAACCCGAAUUCAGCAAUCCCCAUCUUCAAAAGCUUGUACAUUUAUCCUCAGUCUCGUUGAUAUUAGCCUUUUAUUAUCUACAUGUGGAAAAGAAGGUUACUUCCAUCUGGGUUCUUCAAUUCAUGCCUCCAUCAUUAAAAAUCAUGAAUUUUUUGACUGCCGUAAUGAUUCCGAUGUCCGAAACGUGUUAGUUACUUGGAACUCUCUCCUUUCUAUGUAUGCAAAAUGUGGGAUCUUCACUGAUGCUGUUAAACUGUUUGAUACUAUGCCUAUGAGAGACACUGUCUCAUGGAAUAUAAUGAUUUCUGGGUUUUUUAGGAAUAGGGAGUUGGAUACGGGUUUCGGGUUCUUUGAACGAAUGAGAGAAUUUUCUUUAAAUGGGUUGGAUCAAGCAACUUUAACCAUUGUAUUAUCAGCUUGUGAUAGGCCUGAACUUAGUUUUGCAAAUAAAAUGAUACAUUCUGUGGUGGUUUUAAUUGGUUUUGAGCAAGAAAUUACUGUAGGGAAUGCAUUAAUAACAUCAUAUUUUAAAUGUGGGUGUUAUAGUUCUGGGAGGCAGGUCUUUGAUGAGAUGCUUGAAAGGAACGUUAUUACUUGGACAGCUAUUAUAUCAGGGUUAGCACAGAAUGAAAUGUAUGAGGAUAGCUUGAGAUUAUUUGUGCAAAUGCAUUGUGGCUUUGUGGAACCAAAUUUUUUGACGUAUUUGAGUUCGUUGACAGCAUGUUCGGGUUUGCAAGCAUUGGAGGAAGGGCGUCAAAUUCAUGGACUUGUAUUGAAAUCGGGAAUUCAGUCUGAUUUAUGCAUUGAGAGUGCAUUAAUGGACAUGUAUUCAAAAUGUGGAAGUGUGGAAGAUGCGUGGCGGGUUUUUGAGGCUGCGGUGGAGUUGGAUGAGGUUUCCAUGACUGUAAUUCUCGUAGGUUUUGCACAGAACGGAUUUGAGGAAGAAGCGAUACAGUUUUUCGUGAAAAUGGUGAAUGUUGGAAUUGAGGUUGACCCGAACAUGGUUUCAGCUGUUCUUGGGGUAUUUGGUGUGGAUACUUCUUUAGGUCUUGGUAAACAAAUACAUUCAUUGGUUAUCAAAAGAAGCUUUGGUUCGAAUCCUUUUGUUAGCAAUGGUCUAAUUAACAUGUACUCCAAGUGCGGAGAGUUGCAGGAAUCAAUCAAAGUCUUCGACAAACUACCACAGAGGAACUCAGUUUCAUGGAACUCUAUGAUUGCUGCUUUCGCUCGCCACGGGGAUUGCUUUCGAGCACUACAACUAUACGAAGUGAUGCUUGAGGAACACGCAGCGCCAACGGAUGUUACUUUUCUUUCAUUGCUUCAUGCUUGUAGCCACGUAGGCUUAGUCGACAAAGGUAUGAACUUUCUAAAUUCCAUGACUGAAGUAUACAAUAUUACUCCUAGAACAGAACACUACGCUUGUGUUGUCGACAUGUUAGGUCGAGCAGGGCUUCUCAAUGAAGCUAAAAGCUUCAUCGAAAGCUUAUCUAUACAGCCCGACGUGCUUAUUUGGCAAGCCUUGCUCGGUGCUUGUAGCUUUCGUGGAGAUGCUGAAACGGGGAAAUAUGCAGCUGAAAAGUUGAUGUUAUUAGAACCCGACAAGGCGGCGCCGUAUGUGUUGUUGGCUAAUAUAUAUUCUAGCAAAGGUAGAUGGAGUGAAAGAGCAGAAACUAUUAAGAGAAUGAAAGAAAUGAGAGUGGCUAAAGAAACUGGGAUAAGUUGGAUUGAGAUUGAGAAGAAAGUUCAUAGCUUUGUUGUUGAGGAUAAAAAACAUCCACAAGCUGAGGGGAUAUAUGGAGUUUUGGGAGAAUUGUUUAGGCUCAUGAUUGAUGAAGGGUAUGUGCCUGAUAAGAGGUUUAUUCUUUAUUACAUAGAACAAGAUGGCAAAGAGACAAUCAAUGAUUAGCUUACUGUACUUUACUAGAUAAGAGCUAAGCUUUACUUUCACUGAAACUUGGAGAAUGACAGUCAGAGACUGGUUCUUUCUAUUACAUGAAGGCAUGGUUAAUAGGUUAUAAAACAAGCACAUUGUCAUUCAUAAUUUAAUGGUUAUUUGCAUAUUAGAUUCCAACGUUUCACGUUUGUAGCGAUUUAAUUUUAAUUUUAAAAAUGGCGUAUCGCACAUUCCAA
Molecule: messenger RNA, 2370 nt
Organism: Mercurialis annua (annual mercury)
Lineage: Eukaryota; Viridiplantae; Streptophyta; Magnoliopsida; Malpighiales; Euphorbiaceae
Product: pentatricopeptide repeat-containing protein At3g05340
Exons: 1
Coding region: 164-2146 (660 amino acids)
Biological process (GO): RNA modification
Molecular function (GO): protein binding; RNA binding
Source: RefSeq, a predicted model, not a curated record